Molecule: messenger RNA, 2475 nt
Organism: Quercus robur (English oak)
Lineage: Eukaryota; Viridiplantae; Streptophyta; Magnoliopsida; Fagales; Fagaceae
Product: probable 1-deoxy-D-xylulose-5-phosphate synthase 2, chloroplastic
Exons: 10
Coding region: 104-2287 (727 amino acids)
Biological process (GO): terpenoid biosynthetic process
Molecular function (GO): 1-deoxy-D-xylulose-5-phosphate synthase activity
Source: RefSeq, a predicted model, not a curated record
CCUUUGCCAACAACUACAACCUCACCAGGCCUCUGCUACUGCUACUUAUUCAACUUUUUUAAAACUAGUCUCUGCUUUUCAAAAUCCUUCUUAAAGAGAGACAAUGGCUUCUUCUAUUCUUAGAACCAGUUUUCUUCCUCUUUUCCAUUCUCAAGAACCCCAUUCUUUUCCAAGCUCAACGAAUUUAGCCACUCUGGAAUUGAAGUACAAAAAAGUGAUAGCUGCUGAGGAAAAAAAUGCAAGUGAGGAAGUGAGAACCAUGGUGAAAAGAGACCACAAAACAAAGCAGAAUGGAGGGAUCAAGAAGUACCUCAACUUCUCGGGAGAGAAGCCCUCAACUCCAAUUCUGGACACCAUAAACUACCCUAUUCACAUGAAAAACCUAUCCACUGAGGAACUUGAAGUGUUAGCCAAUGAACUGAGAGAAGAGAUUGUUUACACGGUUUCAAGGACUGGGGGUCACCUAAGUUCAAGCCUCGGAGUGGCUGAGUUAACAGUCGCACUUCACCAUGUAUUUGACUGUCCCGACGAUAAGAUUAUUUGGGACGUGGGGCAUCAGUCGUACCCGCAUAAAAUUCUAACAGGCAGGAGAUCAAGAAUGCACACAAUUCGACAGACUUGUGGGCUUGCAGGCUUUCCAAAGAGGGAUGAGAGUCUAUAUGAUGCCUUUGGUGCUGGCCAUAGUUCUACCAGCAUUUCAGCUGGCUUAGGAAUGGCAGUUGGUAGAGACUUGCUAGGAAAAAAGAACCAUGUAAUUUCGGUUAUAGGAGAUGGGGCCAUGACAGCCGGACAAGCAUAUGAGGCAAUGAACAAUGCAGGUUAUCUUGACACAAAUCUUAUCAUAAUUUUGAACGACAAUGAGCAAGUCUCCUUGCCCACUGCCACCGUGGAUGGUCCCGCUCCCCCCGUUGGAGCUCUAAGUGGAGCCUUAACAAGGCUGCAUUCAAGUAGAAAGUUCCACCAGCUACGUGAAGUUGCAAAGGGCAUCACAAAGAAGAUUGGAGAACAAACACACGAAAUUGCAGCUAAAGUCGAUUCCUGCAUGAGAGGGAUGGUGGGUGGUGCUCGAGCAUGUUUGUUUGAAGAACUUGGACUAUUCUAUAUUGGCCCAGUAGAUGGUCACAACGUGGAAGACCUUGUCCAUAUUUUGAAAAAAGUGAAGGACCUGCCAUCUCUAGGACCUGUGCUUAUCCAUGUUACCACUGAGAAAGGAAAAGGCUAUGCUCCAGCUGAAGUUGCAGCUGAUAAAAUGCAUGGGGUGGUAAAAUUUGAUCCCAAGUCAGGGAAACAGCAAAAAUCAAAAUCGAGUACUCAAUCCUACACCAAGUACUUUGCAGAGUCAUUGAUUGCUGAAGCAGAGAGAGAUGAUAGAAUAGUAGCCAUUCAUGCUGCAAUGGGAGGGGGUACAGGACUUAAUUUAUUCCAGAAGCAAUUCCCAGAUAGAUGUUUCGAUGUUGGGAUAGCUGAGCAACAUGCUGUUACCUUCGCUGCUGGCCUAGCUGCUGAAGGACUAAAGCCCUUUUGUGCUAUCUACUCUUCUUUUUUACAGAGGGGUUAUGAUCAGGUUGCUCAUGAUGUAGACCUACAAAGGCUCCCAGUGAGAUUUGCUAUAGACAGGGCUGGCCUUGUUGGUGCAGAUGGUCCAACCCAUUGUGGCGCCUUUGACACAACUUUCAUGGCUUGUUUACCUAACAUGGUGGUCAUGGCUCCUUCGAACGAAACUGAACUCAUGCACAUGGUGGCUACAGCUGCUGCCAUUGAUGACCGGCCUAGUUGCUUUAGAUACCCAAGAGGAAGUGGCAUUGGUUCCAUUCUUCCACCAAAUAACAAAGGGACACCUUUGGAGGUUGGUAAGGGAAUUGUGCUAAGGGAGGGAAGUAGGGUGGCUAUUUUGGGUUAUGGGACAAUAGUACAAAGCUGUAUUGCAGCAGCAGAGCUGCUUCAAGUUCUUGGCAUCUCAAUAACUGUGGCCGAUGCUCGAUUCUGCAAGCCUCUUGAUGGAGAUUUAAUUAGAGGCUUAGCUCAAGAACAUGAGUUCCUCAUCACUGCUGAAGAAGGAUCUAUCGGAGGAUUUAGCUCUCAUGUUUCCCACUUCUUGGGAUUGAAUGGAUUACUUGAUGGAAAUCUCAAGUGGAGGGCUAUGCUGCUCCCUGAUAGAUAUAUUGACCACGGAGCUCAAACAGACCAAAUGGAAGCAGCAGGGCUUAGUACAAAGCAUAUUGCAGCUACUGUUUUGUCACUGAUAGGCAACCCAAGGAUGGAUAGUGUUCACUUUCUCAACAUGUAGAGGAAUUUCUUCCAAUUAUUGCACUGCAAUGGAACUUGACCUCAAAAGUGGUAGUCUUGUCCUAUGCGUACAUGUUUAACCAAAUGUAUUAGCAAUACUUAAAUUAUAUGUAAAUUGUAAAUAAAUGUACUCUAGAAAUCUUCUUGACUCAAAAACACUACCUACUUAAUUUAAAGCAUAUUUAAAUA